Messenger RNA from Lingula anatina, 1542 nucleotides. RefSeq lists its product as uncharacterized. The record is from RefSeq and is a predicted model, not a curated record. Gene Ontology annotation, biological process: negative regulation of T cell proliferation; immune response; cell surface receptor signaling pathway. NCBI's taxonomy places the organism in Eukaryota, Metazoa, Brachiopoda, Lingulata, Lingulida, Lingulidae. Gene Ontology annotation, cellular component: external side of plasma membrane.
UAUGGCUGCUGGGAGAAACACCCAUUUCUUGUUCGCGUUUAUCCUGACAGUAGCAGACUGUGGUGCAGUUAUAGUUGACUUAUCGAUAACAGGACUCCACGGGACAGAUUAUAACACAUGGGCUCCACUUAACCAAGACGUAGUCUUUCGAUGUGCAUUCACCACGCCAUAUAAUGUUACGCUUGAGCUUUACAAAGGGACUCCUAUUUUCAACAACCUAGUUUACAAAUAUCAUUUUCGAUUUAGAGAACCCCUGAUACCCAACAGUCCCUUCCAUGGACGUUCUCAGUCUAACAUAACUUUGAUACACAGUGGUAAAAUGUGGAUAACCCUGCAGAAUGUAACAAAAGAAGACACUGGGAAUUAUUCCUGCUACGUGAGAGAUACACACAAUAACGAAAAUUUUUCACAAGUAGUUUUGACAGUCGCAGCCCCACUUGACGUUAAUGGAAUUUCAAUCACUGAGAUCGACGACAUGGACCUGGACACCAGAACCAUGAGGGCCGUUCUAGGCCUUGCCUACCCUGUGCCUGAUGUCCACUGGUACUGUGGAAAGAAACAGUUUGUCAGUAAUGACAGCUCGGUUUGUGAUGAGACGUGCGCGACAACGAGCGUUGUCAUCAUACCUGCACCCAAUAGAACGACCACGUGUAGGAUGCGGGUUCAGCACGUUACUCUCGCGGCGGUAUUUGAGAAGGAUUUUACUCUGCGUGGUGUAGUUCCAACCACCAUCCAACCUGACGAAACAACUGUAACUGUGUCUAGAAGUACUGAAGUAGAUACAAGGGAAACGUUGAACACCACGCCGAGUUCAUCUGUGGAGCCGUUGCAAUCUUCUGAACAACCAUCGCAAUCUGCAACACACCCGACUACGGCACAACUACCACAUUCGUCGAGUCCAGCCAGUAUAUUGGAUACGUUAAAGGACCCAGUAGUGAUCGUUGGAAUAUCAUUCGGUGCCAUUAUCAUUAUAAUAAUCAUAAUCGCAGUAAGCUGCAGAUUCUGCGGCCGGAAGAAAUCAGCAGCAGUCGCAGAAAUAGGUCUUGACGUCCUGCACUCUCUCCGGAAAGGGGACGAAGUAGCAGUUAAGGAUAUUAGUAACGAUGCUGAAAUAUCUAUGGACUUGGCUGUUUUCGAAAGGGCAGUAAAACCGUCUUACUGUGAAGUAAAAUUACCGAGGAAAGGAGACCGUUUAUUCAAAGUUAGCGUCAACAAACUGGUGGCUUUGAAUUCAACUUCACCCAGCGAACUGAAGAUUGGUAUGAGUGUUGUAGCCCUUCAUCCACUGGCGUGGCGUUUUUUCGAAGGAAAUAUUCAGGGAAAGGUCGGAGAGGACAAGUACAGCAUUCGGUUUAAGGGAGAAGAAGUUGAAGACCACAUGGUGGACUUGAAAUACAUUCUGGAUGUGGGAUGUAUCAACUGACGAGUUAAUGCAUGUUGUCGAUAACAGUAUUCUUCAUUGGAUUUGGGAGUCCCAUUUUAGUUUUUGCAAACGCCUCUAUAUCCACAAACAGUUAUUAUAUCAUUAAUACAACUUUGUGU